GCCCGCUAAUGUGUUGUGACGUUACCCUGACAACAAGGUCUGUCAUGAACGUUUUCAAACUUUACAACUACAGGUAACUCUUCAUCACAAUGAUGUCAUUGUCAAAGAACAAGUUCAAAACGUCUAACGAUUGUAGCAAACCAGCCGAGAAGCGGGAGGGGAAAUGUGUCGUGCAUUUCAAAUGUGGCCCCGGCGGUACCAUUCAUGAUGUCUUGAAACAAAGGCCGGGCUGGGUAGAAGUCAAAGAUGAUGGUGAAUGGGACUUCCACUGGUGUGAAGUAGGAUGGCUUCGGGAGAAUUUUGAUCAUUCAUUCAUGGAGGAACAUGUCAGGAUAAACCACUUCCGCAACCGUUACGAGGUUUUUAUGUUUCAGCUGACCCGCAAAGACUUCCUGUUAAAAAACCUAAAAAGAUACAAAAGGGCUCUAGAUAGGGAGGCCAGCUGCACGAAGGCUUCCAAAUGUGAUUUUUUCCCCUGCAGCUUUGCACUGCCUAAUGAAUACCAUCUCUUUGUGGAGGAGUUCAAGAGAAACCCUGGCAGCACCUGGAUCAUGAAGCCGGCUGCAAAAUCUCAAGGCGCAGGCAUCUUCCUUUUUAGAAAACUGAAAGACAUCAUGGACUGGAGGAAGCAUGACGCCACUCGCUCAGAAGAGCAGAAAGAUGCAGCUCAAGUGGAAAGCUAUGUGGCACAGCGCUAUAUUGAGAACCCCUACCUGCUUGGUGGCAGGAAGUUCGAUCUGAGGGUCUAUGUGAUGGUCACAUCAUAUUUUCCAUUGAAGGCAUGGCUUUAUCGGGAGGGCUUUGCUCGCCUUUCAAGCACACGUUUCUCUCUGGAUAGUAUUGAUGACAAGUAUGUACAUCUCACUAAUGUGGCUGUUCAAAAAACAGCACCUGACUAUGAUCCUGAAAAGGGAUGUAAAUGGAAAAUCCAGAAACUGCGUAAGUACCUGACUGCAAAGCAUGGGAUACAGGUGGUAGAAACUCUGUUUACAGAGAUGGAUAACAUCUUCAUCAGCAGUCUACAGAGUGUGCAGAAGAUCAUUAUAAAUGACAAACACUGCUUUGAACUCUACGGCUACGACAUUUUGCUGGAUGAGAACCUCAAACCGUGGUUGAUUGAGGUGAACGCCUCUCCGUCGCUCGCACCCAGCAGUCAGGAGGAUUACGACAUGAAGUACAGAAUGCUGGAAGAUACUGUAAAUAUUGUGGAUAUGGAGAAAAGGUUGACUGGGAAAGAAAAGAGGGUGGGCGGAUAUGAUCUUAUGUGGAAUGAUGGACCUGUCUACAGAGAGGAUUCUGACUCUGAAAUAUUUAGUUGUUCAUGUUUAAAAGCCAACACAAACUUGGGUAAGGUCACACUGUUUAAGGUAUGGAAUCUUACUGUUAUACAACGUGUCAAUAAUAUGCUAUCAUUCAUUACUCCUGUGACACUCUUAUUUUUGUGCAGGAUGCAUGAAUGACAGAGAAAACCAUAUUUUUAAACAAUUUCCAGACCAGAAGAUUUGAUGAUGUUCCACAAAAGAACUUAAUAGGGCUGCACGUAGCUUCACUAUUGAAUCGUAUUUGAAGACUCAGUCAGGUUAGUCUACACCAGUGCUUUUCAAUUAUUUUCUGUGACACUCCCCCAAGAAGCAGAACAUUUUUCACGGCCCCCAAUUGUCCACCGCAAAUAUAAAUAGUAUUGUCUAUAAAAUUGUUAUAAGUACACCUCUGCAUAAAAUAGCAUCCUUCCAUCCAUCUUCUUCCGCUUUUCCGAGGUCGGGUCGCGGGGGCAGCAGCCUAAGCAGGGAAGCCCAGACUUCCCUCUCCCCAGCCACUUCAUCCAGUUCUUCCUGUGGGACCCGAGGCGUUCCUAGGCCAGCCGGGAGACAUAGUCUUCCCAACGUGUCCUGGGUCUUCCCCGCGGCCUCCUACCGGUCGGACGUGCCCUAAACACCUCCCUAGGGAGGCGUUUGGGUGGCAUCCUGACCAGAUGCCCGAACCACCUCAUCUGGCUCCUCACGAUGUGGAGGAGCAGCGGUUUUACUUUGAGCUCCCCCCGGAUGGCAGAGCUUCUCACCCUAUCUCUAAGGGAGAGCCCCGCCACCCGGCGGAGGAAACUCAUUUCGGCCGCUUGUACCCGUGAUCUUGUCCUUUUGGUCAUAACCCAAAGCUCAUGACCAUAGGUGAGGAUGGGAACGUAGAUCGACCGGUAAAUUGAGAGCUUUGCCUUUCGGCUCAGCUCCUUCUUCACCACAACGGAUCGAUACAGCGUCCGCAUUACUGAAGACACCACACCGAUCCGCCUGUCGAUCUCACGAUUCACUCUUCCCUCACUCGUGAACAAGACUCCGAGGUACUUGAACUCCUCCACUUGGGGCAAGAUCUCCUCCCCAACCUGGAGAUGGCACUCCACCCUUUUCCGGGCGAGAACCAUGGACUCGGACUUGGAGGUGCUGAGUCUCAUCCCAGUCGCUUCACACUCGGCUGCGAACCGAUCGAGUGAGAGCUGAAGAUCCUGGCCAGAUGAAGCCAUCAGGACCACAUCAUCUGCAAAAAGCAGAGACCUAUUCC
Nerophis lumbriciformis (worm pipefish) is the source of this 2553-nucleotide messenger RNA. Its product is annotated as probable tubulin polyglutamylase TTLL9. The record is from RefSeq and is a predicted model, not a curated record. Gene Ontology annotation, molecular function: tubulin-glutamic acid ligase activity; tubulin binding. Gene Ontology annotation, cellular component: ciliary basal body. Gene Ontology annotation, biological process: protein polyglutamylation; microtubule cytoskeleton organization. NCBI's taxonomy places the organism in Eukaryota, Metazoa, Chordata, Actinopteri, Syngnathiformes, Syngnathidae.